Molecule: messenger RNA, 655 nt
Organism: Ceratosolen solmsi marchali
Lineage: Eukaryota; Metazoa; Arthropoda; Insecta; Hymenoptera; Agaonidae
Exons: 3
Coding region: 176-490 (104 amino acids)
Source: RefSeq, a predicted model, not a curated record
AAAUCCCAAUUGUCGGGCACAUUACAAUUGUGACGGAGUCUCCGGCCGGACGUCGCAAACGGCAGCUCGACGAUUUUUCGGCUAAUAAUUGUAUAUUCGAUCAACGUACGAUCUCAGAGACUUUGAAAUUUUUUGUCUUGGGAAGGAAGUUCCUUAUCUAUGGUGUAGAAAAAAGAUGGUUCGCCCAAAAUCGAGUAAGAAGAAGAAGAAGGUGUGCGUGGAUAACUGUUGCUACGAAAGUGACAGUUCAGUCUGUUCGGACUCGGACUGCAGCGAUUGUAACAACUGCUAUGACAGCCGCCCGAAAAAGAAGCGCACCUUGAAGAAGAAGAGUAAGAGUAAGAGCAGCAAGCCUGUCAAGUCCAAGACAAAGAAAAAGAGUAUUUUGCGCCGUGCGAAAGAUUCAUCGUCGAGCUGUAAUUGUACUGACUGUAAUGAUUGUAGCAGCGACGAGUGCGUGCCCAGCAAAACCACCAAGUGCUACUAUUAGAUGGAUAGAUUGAUGGAAUGAUAGCUUUAAACCUUUAAAACAAAUAGAAUCGUACUAAAUUAACAUUUAAGAUGUAGUCUAGCUUUUCUUAUAACUUUAACGUUGAUGACAUUUAGCUUUAAUUCAAAUAAAUUCGAAUUUUACGGUUAAUUUAAGAGUCAUGAA